Messenger RNA from Oryzias latipes (Japanese medaka), 3532 nucleotides. It is a transcript of the gene ttll1, whose product is annotated as tubulin tyrosine ligase-like family, member 1. Lineage: Eukaryota; Metazoa; Chordata; Actinopteri; Beloniformes; Adrianichthyidae. Gene Ontology annotation, biological process: microtubule cytoskeleton organization; protein polyglutamylation. Gene Ontology annotation, molecular function: tubulin binding; tubulin-glutamic acid ligase activity. Gene Ontology annotation, cellular component: ciliary basal body. The record is from RefSeq and is a predicted model, not a curated record.
CAAUGCAUUGACAUCACUGCGUCCUCCGUUGCUAGGUUGUCCUUCCGGAAGGACCCUAAAAAUAUCUCGAAUAGUUUUUGAAAGUAUUUAAUUUUCAAAGUAUCAAUUUGGGUUUGACGUUUUAUGUGGUUUUCCUAUGCAUUGACCGUCACAAAAAAUAUUUUUCAGUUUAGUUUUUCACCACCGACGUGGGCGUUGCCGUCUUCACUUUCAUGGAUCAAACUCAAUCCGUUAGCAAGAAUAACACAGCUAGCUAGCAUGGAAGUAGCAGACAGUCGUUAGCUUUGGCUAAAUGCUAUCCUGACAAAUGGUCCCGCCGUGAGCUUAGCAGACAACAGCCGGGUGAGUCUGCGGCCUUGACGGGAUGAUGGCCGCUCAUCCUCUGCUGCAGUCCGGGAAGGACUCUGCAUCCUGCUAACGGGGCCGUCCCGUCCAGCGGAGGCUAAUGACCGGCUGUUUCCUGACGUCGAUUUGCAGAGGGUGGAACCAUGGCCGGUAGGGUGAAGUGGGUGACAGAUAUUGAAAAAUCGGUGCUCAUCAACAACUUUGAAAAAAGGGAAUGGGUUCAAGUGACAGAAAACGAAGACUGGAAUUUCUACUGGAUGAGCAUCCAGACCAUCAGGAACGUUUUCAGCGUAGACACCGGUUACCGACUGUCAGAUGACCAGAUGGUUAACCACUUUCCUAACCACUAUGAGCUGACUAGAAAAGACCUGAUGAUCAAGAACAUCAAACGCUACCGCAAGGAGCUGGAGAAGGAAAGCAGUCCUCUAGCAGAGAAGGAUGAAAAUGGAAAAUACAUAUAUCUUGAUUUUGUCCCUGUGACGUUUAUGCUUCCCGCUGACUACAACCUAUUUGUAGAGGAGUUUCGCAAGAACCCCUCCAGCACCUGGAUCAUGAAGCCUUGUGGAAAGGCCCAAGGGAAAGGCAUCUUCCUCAUUAAUAAACUGUCCCAGAUUAAAAAGUGGUCGCGGGACAGUCGUACUUCAACGUUUGUAGCGGCAUCCAGUGGGAAAGAGGCGUAUGUCAUCUCUCUUUAUAUCGACAACCCUCUGUUAAUUGGAGGAAAGAAGUUUGACCUCCGUCUCUACGUCCUGGUGACAACAUACCGGCCCCUGAAAUGCUAUAUGUACAAGCUGGGCUUCUGCAGGUUCUGCACAGUAAAGUACACGCCCAGCACCAGUGAACUGGACAACAUGUUUGUUCAUCUCACUAAUGUGGCCAUCCAGAAGCAUGGGGACGACUACAACCACGUUCAUGGAGGGAAAUGGACCGUCAGUAACCUGCGUUUGUACUUGGAAAGCACCAGAGGCAAGGAGGUGACCAAUCGACUCUUCGAUCAAAUCCACUGGAUAGUUGUGCAGUCUCUCAAGGCUGUUGCUCCGGUGAUGAACAACGACAAACACUGUUUUGAGUGCUACGGAUAUGACAUCAUUAUAGAUGACAAGUUGAAGCCGUGGCUUAUUGAGGUCAAUGCUUCUCCCUCGUUGACCUCCAGCACAGCUAAUGACCGCAUCCUCAAGUACAACCUCAUCAACGACACCCUCAACAUUGUUACCCCCAACGGCGACAUCCCAGACUGCCGCUGGAAUCGCAGCCCUCCCAGAGAAGCCAUGGGAAACUAUCAAGUCUUAUAUGACGAGGAGCAGGCUCAGAACGAGAAUGCGGAGCGCGAUCUGCGGAGCCGCUCGGGGCCGUCGCUGGGGUCAAAAGGCAUUAAGGGGAGUGCAGCCGUUCGUCCCACUGCUGCGACGUGGAAAUGAGGUUCUUAUGACUUACUGACUGAAGACUGAAGACGGCAAAUAAAAUAAGGACCAAUCUGGAUUUGUUUAUAUUUGACCAAUUUAAAGACAAAGGAAUAAACAAAGCUGCCAUCAGCAGAAAAGGAACUAUCCACAUAUUUUGUUUUUGUUUUUUUGACUCUUUGCAUUUUCUUAAUGAAAUCAUAACAUGUUGAUGGCAAUAAGAGACGAGUUAAGUAAAAUACAAACCCAUGCUAAAGUAUAAAGAUUCUCAUUCAUUAGACUCAUUCAUUAAGAGAAAAAAGUGGAUCAGCUUUUUGGUCGGAAUGUAAAAAGAUGGCAAUACCAAAAAAUAGAAUAGUAUGAUGGCUAAUUAGCAGGAUUAGCUGGAUUCCAUGUGCAAAAACUCCAAAAUGAUAUUAAGAAUACCUUUUGUGUUGUUUUUUACAGUACGUGUAUGCAAAAGCCUUUUAGCAGUUACUACAUUCUGUGUUGACUUUGGCUUUUUUUUUGGUCCAAUAAGUCAAGUUCUAAAACACAACUCCCGCAUUAACAAUCAGUUUUGGUGAAACUAAAGUAGGGCUAAAUGGUAUGACAGGAAAGGGAUAAGCAUAUAUUAAUAUUAUAUAUUAAUGGCUGCAUUUAAACUACAAAUUUAGUGUUUUCAGAUUAGAUUUUGAGAUAUAUUUGUCAGUAAUUUUUUCUUAAAAGAAAUACUAAAAAUCAGUAAAUGUCUUUAUCUGUAUUGCAGAACCAGAGACAGAAUUUUGAUUCAAAUUUACCCAAAACUUGCGGCCAAAGGAAAGCGUUACAGUUAAGAAAAUUAGUUAAAAAAAAAAAGAAGGUAAUUCAGCCCUACGUUGAUUAAAAAAACAUUUUGAUUCCUGGGAUUAUAAGAUGCUUUGAUUGUUAAUAAGCUUUAAAGUUUGCUUAUUUCCUGAUUUCAAAUAAAGCACAAGCACAAUUCCAAGGAUUAUGUAACAACAUGUUCAUAAUUUUUUUUUCCGUUUACGCUCUUGACUGCAGUACAGCGGAAAGCGGGAUUAGAUUAAAGAAAGACAACCUCCGUACGCUAUAUUUGUUACUAUGGAAGCCAAAUCUGCUUCUUGACACUAACAGCUUAGCUCCUUCUUAGUGCCCCGCUGCGCUUUUGUUGUGUCCCCCGGUGCUCAUAAAGCUGGUUACUGCAAGCAGAGCUUAUGAAGCUGUUAAAGGCCAGAAAUCCCCCAAAUCACAUGAGUAUUAAAAGAGCACAUCCACCUGUGCGGCCACAUUGUGAGCGAGUGGAAAACCUGUCAGUCAGAGGAAGUGAGUAAACCUGUGACUAACUCCCCAAUUCGGACUUUCUUGUGGUCACAGUGUUUUUUUAACCUUAACUGUUAUCAUUACAAGUCCCUUUUACAUACUUUUCCCCAAAAUUUCAUAAUAAACUUUGUAACUGAGGAAAAUAUUUAAGUCGAUAUUACUAAAAAUUUGUGGGGGAUUUUAACUUUAUGUUUACAUUUCAGGUUUAAUUGAAACAGAAUAAACUGUAUAGACAUCUGCAGAAAUAAAAAUGUUAAUAAAAAAAGUGUAUGUUGUCCGGGAAAAAAAAUCUUUAAAUUAACUUUUGUUCUCAGGAAUUGUUUUAUCCAUGUUAUCACUUCAGCAUGUAAUUACAGCCUGUACUUUUUGCCUGAGGAUUUGUGCAUGGGGAAACUGUUUUGGAAACCAACUUGCAACUAAUGAUGUGCCUCGAUUGUUAUGAUUUUUCAACCUUUUUAUGAAGUGUGACAUCAAUGACCUCUGUU